AUGACGGAGCCAGACCGUUCUCCGACGCCACCAAUGAGUUCCUUCUUGACCAAGCCGAGCAGGGCCGGCUAUAGAUUCGGCGUUAAGACCACAACAAGGAUCCCAGCAAAUGUUGUAUCGGGCCCCUACUUUGGAGAAAUGGACUUUGAGAGACAGCUGCAAGAUACAAGGACUACGCCAAAUAUGAUUGAGGUGCGAUAUGUUGACGGUCAUAUAGAAGUCAGCGGAGAGAAGUCAAUUCGUUGGACGGUGAAUGUCCACGCAGCACGCGAUCGCCACGAGCAGAAUCUUGAGUUAGUGAAGGACGCACGUGGCCGGCUAUUCUUGUGGACAGUCCGGGCCGUACAGGAGGGUGAACCUUUGCUCCUCUGGUAUGGAGAUGAAUUGGCCAGAGACAUGGGCAUCCCCGUCCUGACGCCCGGCAACAUACAAGGUGACCAACACUACGUCUGUUCGCGCUGUCUCAAGCAUUACCAGUACCCGAACACUUUGAAAGCACACAUCCGAUUUCGGUGUCCGAGGAGGAGAGACUUGGCCGUCGGAACGACAAGAAUGCCAGACCGGUUCAGAGAGAUGUUUUCAUUCAAUUACAAUCCGAUAAGACGCGUGGGGAUCACCAAAGGUAUUAAACGGGAAACGAGUGACCCCGCCUCACCACGACCUCUAGCUUCCACCAGUCCAACCGGACCAAAGGAUUUGAGCAUCGGUAGUGGGACGAAGUCCGCAUUCAAGCCGCACAGCCGUGAAGCAACGAUAGCCAAGGCCACGAUGGUGCUAUCAAAAAGCCCCAGGAUCAGUCCGAUUAAACUAGCCGGAACCACGCCCAGCCCGUUGCCGCUUGAUAUGUCCGAAAUGAAGUCAGCUUCUCCAGAAACACCAGUCACAACCAGAGCUUCCAUCCCACCGAGUGCUCAACCGAUCCAGAUAUUUAAUCACAUACACGCACCUCCCAUAGCUUUACCAAUGGACAAUCCAGCAUUCAGGUAUUACUACCCUUUUUACUCGAGUUUCGGUGCAGCGGCUCGGUAUUGUCUGCCGCUACCAUCAGCAGCUUGUGGGAAUUACGUGGACUCCUUGGAGCACCCUUUCAUGUAUCCUUAUAUUAGUGGACUCUCAAAGACUCUUCCGAGCGUUGCACACAGCAAAGCGACUGAACACACGUCAACAAUUUCUCAUCCGACUCGUGAGGAAACAUGCGUCCGGGACACUGGUCGCAUCAGCCCGUACAAAUUCCCGUUGCCGUCCGACAUAGCCGGCGAACCGCUAGAUCUCAUACCCAGGUCACUCUAUCUCAGCAAGUCACGAAAAGGACACUUGUGUAUCUACUGCGGUAAACUUUAUUCACGGAAAUACGGACUUAAAAUCCACUUGCGCACGCAUACUGGUUACAAACCCUUGAAAUGCAAAGUGUGCCUUCGUCCCUUCGGAGAUCCAAGCAACUUGAACAAACAUAUCCGCCUACACGCGGAAGGAGACACGCCUUAUAGAUGUGAGCACUGCGGCAAGGUGCUAGUCCGGCGGAGGGAUUUGGAGAGACACGUCAAGUCACGUCAUCCAAGUGAAGCCGAAAAAAUGGAGAAAACGCGCGAAAUUACGCCGGAGAAAAGCAUUGAUCAAGAUGGAAAGAUUGAGGACGAUUCGGACAUUGAAAGAGACAUAGAUAUUGAGGAGGACUGAAUAGGGAUAUUACCAUUAAAUACUGUAUACCAACUAUCAAUAAGUAUACAUUCAUAUCGGGUAAGUAAGAAAUU
Lineus longissimus is the source of this 1751-nucleotide messenger RNA. Its product is annotated as PR domain zinc finger protein 13-like. NCBI's taxonomy places the organism in Eukaryota, Metazoa, Nemertea, Pilidiophora, Heteronemertea, Lineidae. Gene Ontology annotation, molecular function: protein binding. The record is from RefSeq and is a predicted model, not a curated record. Gene Ontology annotation, biological process: regulation of gene expression. Gene Ontology annotation, cellular component: nucleus. Bases 1 to 1677 code for a protein of 558 amino acids. The transcript is spliced from 3 exons.